This is a messenger RNA of Drosophila serrata, 2826 nucleotides long. RefSeq names its product activin beta chain dawdle (gene daw). Lineage: Eukaryota; Metazoa; Arthropoda; Insecta; Diptera; Drosophilidae. Gene Ontology annotation, cellular component: extracellular region. The record is from RefSeq and is a predicted model, not a curated record. Gene Ontology annotation, molecular function: growth factor activity; cytokine activity.
GGAAUUAUUCACACGCAGACGUUCCCAACGAUCGGACCAAAAAUUAAAUCGAGAAAUAAUCAACCAAGUGGUGACACACAAUACUUCUGAAAUCUCAAAACAUACUUAGUGGCUUUGGUGGAAUUCAGUGAAAACACACUUUCGGUCAGAAAGCAAAGAUCGAAACGGAUUUGUUUUGUUUAAUAAAUAAUUGCUUGUCACUCCGAGGAGAUCAAGUUCAAAUGGUGAAAUAAAAACAAUGAUUAUUCUGUGCAAAUGAUUUGCAAAAACAAUUAAAAAGGAAAAAUAAAUAUUCAAGGACGUUCGCAAGGCAUCCCAGGAAAGCAGUUUAAAUUUUUAACGGAUUAUAAUUCAGUUAGUCAAGACCAAAGGAAAUCUCAAAGGUGCUCAUCAUGCAUCCAAGCGUAUAAGGCGCCUGCAAUAAUCCAACAAAUUCUAAAAUCAGUUUUCAAAAAGGGCUUGAAUCAGGCUCUACAACGGCAACUAAAAGUGAAAUUCGCUGCAAUUCUAUGAGUUUUGUAAAUCGAAAAGCCACUACAAUCGAUUUUUUAAUGCUGCCAAAGAGAUAGCAAUCAGCCCCAGCAGAAAAGUUUGAGUGAAAGAAUAACAAGUGAAUAUAAAUUGGUUAAAUCAAUCAAUUGAAAGAGCACGUAACGCAGUUCAAACACAAAGAUGGCCAAAUAUUUUAUUAUCCUGGUUCUGCUGGCGUGUCUGGCUUUGGAGAACAAUAACAUAUACAACCGUCUGCACGCCCGUUCGCAUCCCAGCUCCAGAGGCGAUAUUUUGCGCCCGAAUCCCAAACACCAGCCCCAUCCUCACGUCCAGCACACGUCGCAGCAGCUGCAGCAGGAGCACCACAUCCGGCAGCAGCGUUCCCGCCAGAUCAAGCACCUGGAACCGGAUCCGACCAGCGAGGAGGAUGAAGCGCCGAUUACCAAGCAGGAGUAUUAUGCCCGCCUCAGGCUCCAUGCCAUCCACAAGCGGGAGCACCAGCUAAAACAGGAGCUGAGCUACAACCAUCCCGGCGAGCAGCUGAAGGUUCCCCGCCUCUGGCAGCAUCUCAUGGAGGAGGAGGAGAAGUCCCACCGCCAACAGAAUCCCGUGGAGAGCGAGGACUAUCCGCGCAUGUUCGGUGAUGCCCCAGAGGAUUCGUACCUUCCGUCCGAGGAGCAGCUCGAUCUCUCUCCGCUGGACUUUGUCCGCAACGAACUGAUGGCGGAGGAGAAUAAGCGGGAUGAAGAUCAGGUACAGGAACAGGAUGAUGAUCCUGUGGCACCUCCCUUGGUUCCCGAAGCUGAGCUGGAGAAGAAUAUUACCAUAUCGGUAAAGUCCAGCGGCGGCGGUUGUCCCAAAUGCGAAAGCAAUCGCCAGGUGGAGCACAUCACCGAGGAGCAGUUGACACACCUGCGCAUCGAGUUCGUCAAGCAGCAGAUCCUGGAGAAGCUCCGGCUCAAGGAGAGCCCCAACGUAUCUGCCGUAGAGCUGCCGAAGCCAAUCUUUGACGGCGUGAGCCUGUCCCAUCCGGACGACAGCUCCAAGAACAAAGAGCUGGAUGAUUACUAUGCGAGAACCAGCAAGAAGUUUAUACUGCUUAAAAGAGAGGAGGUCGAGUGCAAUCGCUUGAGUGGAAAACCCUCAAUGUGCUUCAGCUUCAAGAUCGAUGAUGCCGAGGGCUUUGAUGUCAGCACCGCCGUCCUGUGGCUGUUCAAGAACAAGCAGAAUCGCACCACAACCAUCCAGAAUGGAUCCUCCUCGCUGAACAGCACCAGUUCGAGGCAGACGAUUGUCGUCUCCGAGGUGGAGGUGGAGCAGAAGAAGGACAAAAAGUAUUUGCCGGUGGCCAAGACCAUAGCUCUGCAGUCGGUGAAUGAGCAAGAUGAAUGGAUGAAAAUCGAUAUCGAAUGGCCUAUUAAACGCUGGAUCGGCGAUCACGAUCUGAGCCAUCUCAUUCAAAUCACCUGCACGGGCUGCGAGGUCGGCGACAUGGAGGAGAUCAUUUCGGUGGACAAGGACUACCGGCCGUUCAUCAUGAUCGAUAUGCAGAACAGGCGGAGGAAGAGCCGCCAGAAGCGUAGCGUCAACUGCUCCAGCGGCAUGACCGAGUGCUGCCGGGAACACUUGUACAUUUCCUUCAAGGACAUUGGCUGGAGCAAUUGGAUCCUGAAACCGGAGGGUUACAAUGCGUACUUCUGCCGUGGAUCCUGCAGCUCGGUGGCGAGUGUGACGCAAGCGGCUUCCCACCACAGCUCUUUGAUGAAAAUUCUCUCCACAAGCGGUGCUAACAAAUCGCUGGAGCUGGUGCCCUGCUGCACUGCCAAACAGUAUUCCUCGCUGCAGCUGGUCGUGAUGGACUCGAGCAGCUCGGCCACGGUGAAGACCCUGCCCAACAUGGUCGUGGAGUCCUGCGGCUGCAGAUAGUCCGUGCUAGGGCUAGGAGUGCAACCAACCAAGAUACACACAUAUCGGACAAAUUAGACAUAGCUCUCGUUCCAUUUCAGUUAACGUUCAACUCCACAUCUCUUCAAUUAAUUUAAACUCAUUUGCAAAGCAUUUACAUUAGCGUUAUUAUUUAAAGCCUAAUUAACUGUAGUGCAUGUGCUGCCAUUAGUUGUAGUCGCUGUUAAGCUAAAGCUGAAUCAAAAGCUAAAGUCAAUGUACUUAAGCACUCGAAGUAUGUAGGUAGUUAGCAAUUAGCUCCAAUUAAUUUAAUAGCGUUUGUAAGUGCUAAUUUUAAUUAUUUUAUGUAACUAGUAUCGUUAUUUAAGUAGCGUCCAUUGAGUCUUUGAUAAGCAAAUGCGAAAAAUAGAAAAAUAAAACAUGAUUGAA